CACAGUACCAUCACAACUUCAUGCUUGAUGAGCAGAAAAACAGUUGGAGAAAUGAGGGUCCUUCUACUUCUGAUCGUGAUCCAUGGAGUAGAUGGAAAAAGUACGGUUCCAGAAAGCAACAAGUGGAUAACCCCUCCCGCAAAUCCAGCAUGUAACUCUCAAAACAUCUUGUGUAACCAAAUUGUGGAUAACUUCAGAGCUGUUUGCGUCUCAAACAAUAAAAAAGCAACUUCGGACCUCCCAAAUUUUAAAGAUGACUGCCCUGACGUGCUAAAAAGUGAAAAAACUUUGAACACCUACAACAGGGCGGAGAAAGCAGUCAUACACAGCAUUAUGAAAAUGACAAACCAGUCAAAAGACUACAAUUUUGGGGAUUUUGCUUUGACUGUGGUUGAGGUGAACCUAACAAAAGGUUUCCUAGCGAUCACCGCUCCGAAAGUGUCUAAUAAAACACGGACAGUACAGACACUGAUCCCAGUGGAGCCUUUCCAAAACGUCUCUGCAGCUAAGCAGAAAGUUGGAAUAGUUACAUACGCUUCCAACCAGCAGUUUAAUCAAAAAAAUCUCUCUGUAAUGUCUGAUGUCAUACGGGUUGAAGUUAUUGGACGUGACAUUGUGAAUCUGACCAGUCCACUUAAAAUAUUUUUCCUGGUGAACAAUUACAUAAACCACACGAGCAUAAACUACAUAUAUUCCUGUCGAUACUAUGAUGAAAAAGGUGGGUGGCAACUCAAAAAUGAUACAGUCAUGUUGUUCUUAACCUGCAUGCUGCUUUAUUUCUGUGGAAGACAAAAUAAGAUCUUAUUCAUAUUAAUCACAUUCAUGAACGAGUUUGAGGUGUGCGCACUAUUUUGGUAUUUUCUUUUUUUUAAUUUUGAGCUAAAAUGCAUCACUAAUGUGAAAUAUGUAGAAAACAACAUCUGGAAAAAGGAUGGCUGUAACACCACUCAGAUCAAUGAUACUGUUGUGGAGUGCUCCUGUAACCACAUGACCGCUUUUGCCGUGCUUCUGGUUGAAGUGAAUAACAUUGACGGUCAGCAAUGGGAAGUCUUGUCGUACAUCAGCUACGUAGGCUGCGGCCUGUCCGCAGUCUUUUCUGCUUCAUCUAUCAUGUCGUUCGUUUUCAACAGGAACGCAAGAGCAGAAGUGUCCAGCAGCAUUCACGUGUCUCUGAGCGGUGCUCUGUUCCUCCUCAACAUGAGCUUCAUGCUCAGCGAGUGGGCCGCUAAAUACACAGUGAUAGAAGUGUGUGUGUUUAUUGCUGUGACGAUACACUACAGCCUGCUGUGUUCUUUCACCUGGAUGGCUAUUGAAGCCUUGCACCUCUACCUUCUUCUGGCAAGAGUCUUCAACAUUUACAUCAAAUACUACAUGGUCAAGUUGUCCCUGAUUGGAUGGGGAGUCCCUGCUCUUCUUGUUGGAAGUUUGUUGUCGGUUCAGCCACUAACCCAUUCAUUCUAUGGCAUCAAAAACGUGACCUUAUCGAAUUCAAAUGCAACGAAUCCAGUUUGCUGGAUCACGGAGCCUCUCGUCCUUUACGCCGUGAACCUCUCCUACUUCACCAUCAUAUUCGUUUUCAACAUCACAGUUCUAAUUACAGUGUCCAGACAGAUCUUUAAGCUAAAGAAAGCGGACAACAAGCAUAAGAAACUAGCAGUGAAGGAUGCCAGCACAGUGCUGGGCCUCAUGUGUCUGCUGGGUACAUCGUGGGGAUUGGUUUUUCUUGGCUCCGGAUAUACCAGCUACGCAAUACUCUACAUAUUCUGUAUUUUAAACACAAUGCAAGAUGUUGGUUCUGAUGAAGAAACAAACUCAUCUACAUCAGCAUCUAACAUGAUGCCCCAGAGAGCUAAAGAUAUGUCAAUUCUACUUCUCAUCAUGAUCUAUGGCCUGGAUGGUGGACAAUAUGACAAAGAUCAAGUGCAUCUAACACUGACAAAUAAGACAAUAGAGAUAAUAAUUUCCAUAGCUGGAGGCAACAUUACUGUUUUGGACGAUGCAGAAAAUUUGUUUUGUCAUUCAAUGACAAGUUCAUGUUAUAUUGAGUGCUCCUAUUACAAUAUCAGUAAGGAAAACAAUUUCACGGAAACAAAAACAUUUGACCUGAAAAUGCUCAGUAAGAAUAACACAAGAGUUGACUUCAGCAUAGGCGACACAGAAACCAACUGUACCGUGGUAGAUUGCUUGCCUAGUGAAAUGAGUGCGCUCCUGAAAACGAAAGCGGAAAAAAUGAAUAUGCCAAGUGACAUGAGAAACGUUCUCAAUAUCAAAAGGAUGUGCAAAGAUGCGAUCUUUCAAGACACCGUUUUGGAUUCCUACAUCAGUGUGGAAAAGAAAGCCAUCAAUGGCUUUAUAAAUAUGGAUCGUUUUGAGCAAUCCAAAAGCUACUAUCAGGAGGAUCUUUCUAUCACCGUGGCUGAGAUGAAUAUAAGCGCAACAAAUGAUUCUCUAGAAAUCGCCGCUCCUGGGGUAUUUAAUUGUGAUGAAGUAGCUGGAAUAAAGAUCCCGACUGAGCCUUUCAAAAAUGAGAACAAUACCAAAUUUGGCAUAGUUACCUACGAUUCUGAUCAGCACUUAAAGUUAAAAGCGGGAAGUACAUUGUUUACCUCCAAAAUCGUACGGAUUGAAGUCCCUGGACGUGACAUUGUAAAUUUGAUCAAUCCACUUAAAAUGAAGUUCAAAUUAAAAUUAAAUUACACAAAUACAUUAUCUUUACAUCAAAAGAGCAACCUAUCCUGCCAAUUCUAUAAUGAAAGCGGAAGCAGGACCUGGGAAUCGAACGGCUGUAACACCACCCUGAUCAGUGAUGAGUUUGUGGAGUGUCACUGUAACCAUAUGACCCCUUUUGCUGUGCUUCUGAUCGACUUGAAGGAUUCCGCAAUAACCGAAAAGCAAUGGGAAAUCUUGUCGUACAUCAGCUAUGUAGGCUGCGGUCUCUCUGCGUUCUUUUCUGCCGCCACUGUCUUGUCUUUCAUGUUCAGCAGUAAUGCCAGAGCAGAAGUGUCCAGCAGCAUUCACGUGUCUCUGAGCGGUGCUCUGUUCCUCCUCAACAUGAGCUUCAUGCUCAACGAGUGGGCCGCUAAAUACACAGUGAUAGAAGUGUGUGUGUUUAUUGCUGUGACGAUACACUACAGCCUGCUGUGUUCUUUCACCUGGAUGGCUAUUGAAGCCUUGCACCUCUACCUUCUUCUGGUCAGAGUCUUCAACAUUUACAUCAGGCAUUACAUGGUCAAGCUGUCUCUAAUCGGAUGGGGAGUCCCAGCUGUUAUUAUUGGAGGCUUGCUGUCAGAUAAUAGGAUUUAUGGUUUAGCCGAGAUCACAUUUUCCGAUACAAACUCAACAAAUCGAAUUUGCUGGAUCAAAGACAUCCGCGUCCUGUACGGCGUGAACAUUGUCUACUUCUCCAUCACGUUCAUGUUCAACUUGGCAAUCCUAAUCACAGUCUCCAGGCAGAUCUUUAAGCUACGACAUGUGGGCAGCAGAAAUGAGAAGAUGCCAGUUUGGAAGGAUGCCGGCACAGUUUUGGGCCUCAUGUGUCUGGUGGGAACAACAUGGGGUCUGGCCUUCUUCAGUUCUGGAUAUACCAACUACCCAAUACUCUACCUGUUCUGCAUCUUAAACACAAUGCAAGGGUUUUACAUCUUUGUGUGGAUGUGUGGUACAGCGAGGAAAAACAGAGCACAAACGGCUCAUUCCAAGACCAAAUCCACCAUGGAAAGCUCCAGAUAAGAUCCUCUCAUUCAGUUCUCUUACUAAAACCUCAUGACACGACAUCUUCCAGAUGACCCACAGAAACGCCCCUGGGUUAAUGAAAAUGACACACAGGCAAAAAAUGGCGAUCUUGAAAACGUUUCGCCAUGACCUUUGGGGGUUGAAUUGUUUUAUUUUGCAAGAUUACUGCCUUUGGUAAUAAAGCGCAUCGAAGAAAAAGAAAUUUCCUCUUUGUAGCUGUAGACAUACUAAAACCUUAUCUAUCUAACAAAUAUAAACCUACUCAACAUAUCUAAAAAAAAUAUUAAAAGCUGUGAUUUAUCAAUGAACAUGGCAAAUGCAGAGUUGUUCUAUUAUUGUUGUUUUUGAAUUUUAUUAUAAUUUAGUUCUGAAAUGUAUAGGUUUUUUUUUUUUCAAAAAUCAUGGUUUUUAUUUAUAGCAGUGGUUUUUGGUUUUAUGGUUUUAUGGGUUUUUUUA
Messenger RNA from Puntigrus tetrazona (Sumatra barb), 4188 nucleotides. RefSeq lists its product as uncharacterized. NCBI's taxonomy places the organism in Eukaryota, Metazoa, Chordata, Actinopteri, Cypriniformes, Cyprinidae. Gene Ontology annotation, biological process: cell surface receptor signaling pathway; adenylate cyclase-activating G protein-coupled receptor signaling pathway. The record is from RefSeq and is a predicted model, not a curated record. Gene Ontology annotation, molecular function: G protein-coupled receptor activity. The coding region runs from base 28 to 3729 and encodes 1233 amino acids. The transcript is spliced from 27 exons. Gene Ontology annotation, cellular component: membrane.